Actinia tenebrosa (Australian red waratah sea anemone) is the source of this 1102-nucleotide messenger RNA. RefSeq lists its product as uncharacterized. The record is from RefSeq and is a predicted model, not a curated record. Lineage: Eukaryota; Metazoa; Cnidaria; Anthozoa; Actiniaria; Actiniidae.
UCUGCAUCAUAMCGUAAAAAAAUCUAUAUUUUGUUUAGYUCCGUGAUUCUAAUUCCGCUUUAUACGCUAAACCUCGACGCUAACGCUUCCUUGAACUACAGUUACAGUCGCGUCGUUCAUCAGUCAAGAGAGCCAACAAUAAGUGAACCACAGACGACAACAAUGGAAGAGCCAAAGUCACAGGCGCCACCUAAUUAUCAGCAGUCUUCUCCAGAACAAUACCCCAUUCAGACUCCGCCCAUGAUGCAGCAAGGUCAGUCAAUGAUGCAGCAAGGUCAGCCAAUAAUGACGCAACCAGGUCAGCCAAUGAUGCAGCCAGGUCAGCCAAUGAUGUACCAAGGUCAACCAAUGAUGAUGCAGCAAGGUCAAAUGGCACCAAUGCAUUCCCAAACUACCAGCAAUACAAACUUGGUAAUGAUCAACCAGCAGCCUGUUUCUGCCCGUGCUGCCCCAAGAGAGUGGAGUACAGGAUUGUGUGGCUGCUGCGACGACUGUGGCACUUGUUGGUAUGCGAUUUUCUGUAAACAACAUUUGUUGUGUGACCUUUCUCAACGUCUAGGAGAGGGCAGAUGCUUCGUCUGUUGUUGCCCCUUUCCUCUUCUUAGCCUCAGGAUAAAAUUCAGAACUGAACAAAACAUCAAGGGAUCACUGUGCAAUGACUACUUGACGGUUGAAUUCUGCCCUCUUUGCGCCUUGUGUCAGCUGGCGAGGGAGAUUGACCACGUUCAACGCAUACAAAGAGUCAAUUGAGGUUGUAAAUCUCAUGGUAACUAAACGGUAUUCGCUAAUUUUCAGAAAUUAUCGUUUACAACCGAGCUUGAUAGUAGAGUAGUAAUACGUAAUGAAUUUUUAUCGUUUUUCUGCCAGUUAUAUAAUCAGCAUUUUAUUCUAUCUUAUUUUGAAACCGUUAAAAGAAACUAUAGGAAGGUUUCUGAUGCCGUUCGGUGCAUGAGAAAUACGUCAAAAUUUACGAGUAGACCAUGUGUAAUGAUUAUUGUAUAGCCUGUUAGUGUCUUCUUGUCACCAUGCGUCAGAUAUAGGGACGCUAAAUGAAGACAUAAAUGAUAUAACUACUUAUAAAUGCAUUAUAGUGUCCUUGACU